GUGGGAGUACCCUGCAGUUUUGAAACUUUUGGAUACAGCUGGGACGCUGGACACCAUGCACACGGAUGUGGUGCUGCUCAACCUGCUAGUUUGGAUGGCCGGCGUGUCUGGUCAAACGCGUCCGAAAGGACAAAUACCGCAGCCAUCCCGACAUGUAAGAUCAAAAAGAGAAAUGCCUCUAGCAGAAGCAUUUGGACGCAAGAUUGGCAGCCCCAUGAUAAGGAGGAAUCCAGAUCUAACUAAAACCUGGAGUACAAAGUCGGAGCAGCUGCUGAGGAUAGAUGACCAUGACUUUACAUUGCGACCAGGAUUUGGAGGGCCUGCAGUCCCCGUUGGAGUGGAUGUUCAGGUUGAAAGUUUGGAUGCUAUUUCAGAGGUCGAUAUGGACUUUACUAUGACGCUGUAUCUGAGGCACUACUGGAAAGAUGAGCGUCUUUCCUUCAGAAGCAACACCAACUUGAGCAUGACCUUUGAUGGCCGUCUGGUGAAAAAAAUCUGGGUACCUGACAUGUUUUUUGUCCACUCAAAGAGGUCCUUCACCCAUGACACGACCACUGACAACGUCAUGCUGCGAGUUUAUCCAGAUGGCAAGGUCCUCUACAGCCUACGGGUGACAGUCACAGCCAUGUGUAGCAUGGACCUGAGUCGCUUUCCUCUUGAUACACAGACAUGCUCUUUGGAGAUAGAGAGCUAUGCGUAUACAGAUGAUGACCUGAUGCUGUACUGGAAGGAAGGGAACAAGUCAUUAAAUACAGAUGAGAGAAUUUCUCUCUCCCAGUUCCUCAUCCAGGAGUUCCACACCACCACCAAACUGGCAUUCUACAGCAGCACAGGCUGGUAUAACCGUUUGUACAUCAACUUCACUCUGCGGCGUCACGUCUUCUUUUUCCUGCUGCAGACCUACUUCCCUGCUACUCUGAUGGUCAUGCUGUCCUGGGUGUCCUUCUGGAUUGACCGCAGGGCCGUCCCAGCUAGAGUGCCACUAGGCAUAACUACGGUGCUCACCAUGUCCACCAUCAUCACUGGAGUCAACGCCUCCAUGCCCAGAGUGUCGUACAUCAAAGCUGUGGAUAUUUACCUCUGGGUCAGUUUUGUCUUUGUGUUCUUGUCUGUGCUUGAAUACGCUGCUGUCAACUACCUGUCUACUCUACAAGAACGCAAAGAGAGGACACUCCGAGAGAGGCUGCCAUGUACCUGUGGUAUAGCCCAUCCUGGCAUGAUGUCAGCAAGUUACAGUGAGAUGGACCCCAAUACAACAGGCAACUACGGCAUGCCAGAAGAGAACGGGAUGAAACAGGAGAGGAUGCUGGUGCAGCUGGCGAUGGAGAACGACCAGGUCACUGGCCAUGUUGGCUCCAGCCCCUACAGCAAUGUCUGGAUCGACACACAUGCUAUUGACAAGUACUCCCGGGUCAUCUUUCCUGGAUCUUACAUCCUUUUUAACAUCAUCUACUGGUCUAUCUACUGUUAACACAGAGUCAAACAGACCUGUUUGGCCAGCAGAAGUGUCACAAAUCUGCCUCCCUGCUUGUCACAGUGGUUCGCAGAUGGACUGAUGAGAAUGAAGAUUUGAACUCAAAGCUUGCAAAUUGAGGCUUC
Molecule: messenger RNA, 1599 nt
Organism: Centropristis striata (black sea bass)
Lineage: Eukaryota; Metazoa; Chordata; Actinopteri; Perciformes; Serranidae
Product: gamma-aminobutyric acid receptor subunit rho-1-like
Exons: 10
Coding region: 56-1471 (471 amino acids)
Biological process (GO): regulation of membrane potential; monoatomic ion transmembrane transport; nervous system process
Cellular component (GO): neuron projection; synapse; membrane
Molecular function (GO): extracellular ligand-gated monoatomic ion channel activity; GABA-A receptor activity; neurotransmitter receptor activity
Source: RefSeq, a predicted model, not a curated record